This is a messenger RNA of Anolis carolinensis (green anole), 881 nucleotides long. RefSeq names its product ectonucleoside triphosphate diphosphohydrolase 6-like. The transcript is spliced from 5 exons. The coding region runs from base 102 to 674 and encodes 190 amino acids. Gene Ontology annotation, molecular function: hydrolase activity. Gene Ontology annotation, cellular component: Golgi apparatus. NCBI's taxonomy places the organism in Eukaryota, Metazoa, Chordata, Lepidosauria, Squamata, Anolidae. The record is from RefSeq and is a predicted model, not a curated record.
AUUUUUGCACAUUUGCUCAUUUAUCCGUUUUCUUUUUGUUUUAAAUACAGAGGUGCCAUGGGGAACUCUGGUUUGAAGUGAAAGGAGGAUUAUCAGAAGAAAUGAAGAUACCAAAACUGUUCUGGGUUUUUGCUGCUUUCAUGUGUGCUGCUAUGUUUGCUAUAUACAUAAAAUGGAAUUUGAAUGUCAAAACAAGAGAUCUUCCUGAUGACUUGAACAAUCAGCUUGACGGCGAGACGAUUUUCUACGGCAUCAUGUUCAAUGCUGGAAGCACUGGGACACGCAUACAUGUAUUUAAGUUCUCACAGAAACCAAAAGAAAUUCCCAGACUAAUCCAUACCACAUUCAGAGCAAUAAAACCAGGACUUUCUGCUUACGCUGACAAUGUUGAUAAGAGUGCUGAAGGAAUAAAUGAGCUACUGGCGGUUGCUAAAGAGGAUGUCCCUGAGAAUUUGUGGAAGUCAACCCCUUUGGUCCUCAAAGCAACAGCUGGGUUAAAGCUUUUGCCAGGAGAAAAGGCUCAGGAACUGUUGGACAAGGUGAAGUCUGUUUUUCAACAAUCUCCAUUCUUAGUAGGGGAUGAUUGUGUCUCCAUAAUGGAUGGAACGGAUGAAGGUAUUUCUGCGUGGGUUACUGUCAACUUUUUAACAGGUAUGUGCUUAAAUAAACUGUAAUAUGUUGCUAUUUUUCUGAAAUAUAUAUUGAAUUGAAAUAAACCUCAAGAUUCAUAGCACUAUAUGUACUUAUUUAGAUGUAAGUGCUAUCUUUUCCUCAAGGACUGAUGCUUAGAUUGCAUUUAAUGAAAUAUCCUGUAUUCACGUACCGGCUGUUAGGAAUUGUAGAAAUUGAAUUCCAAAACACCUGGAGGUCUGAAGUUUGCC